This is a messenger RNA of Homarus americanus (American lobster), 348 nucleotides long. Its product is annotated as proline-rich protein HaeIII subfamily 1-like. The transcript has a single exon. Lineage: Eukaryota; Metazoa; Arthropoda; Malacostraca; Decapoda; Nephropidae. Bases 1 to 348 code for a protein of 115 amino acids. The record is from RefSeq and is a predicted model, not a curated record.
AUGAUAGACAACUCCCUCGUCGCCCCUGCACCAAGGUUCAGAGGGCCACCACAACUCCCUCGUCGCCCCUGCACCAAGGUUCAGAGGGGCCACCACAACUCCCUCGUCGCCCCUGCACCAAGGUUCUGGGGGCCACCACACCCCCUGUCGCCCCUGCACCAAGGUUCAGAGGGGCCACCACAACCCCUCGUCGCCCUGCACCAAGGUUCAGGAGGGCCACCACAACUCUCGUCGCCCCUGCACCAAGGUUCAGAGGGGCCACCACACCCCGUCGCCCCUGCACUGCUGUUCAGAGGAGCCACCACAACCUCGUCGCCCCUGCACCAAGGUUCAGAGGGGCCACCAUAA